UGAGAGAAUUUGUAGUCGGAUUCGAGGCCGCGAUAUAUACGUACAUACUUCCCCAACCAUGCAUCGUCUUGCGCCGAUUGCUUGAUCGAUUCUACCUACAUACGUUCUAUCGAUCGGUCCUGCUCGAUCCAGACGUCACACGCCUCGCUGCCGCCGCCGCGUGCUCGCCGGUACAUGCACGGAUCAAAGACGACGGUGCCGAUCCCUACCGCGACUUGCGGUCCGGUGAACCCAGCCGUGAAUUGCUGGACGAGUCGAGGGAGCAACCGCGCCGCCGCCGCCGCCGCCGCCCAGGGAGUUUUUCUUCUACCACCCGGAGAGGGGGGUUAUGCGCGGUCCGUUCACUUUUGAGGAAAUAGCGCAGUACGCCAGCACCCGUGGUCGCCGGCGACCUGGAACCCGCUCGCAGGCAUCCUCUUCCGCUGCAUCCCCCUCCGAUCAUCCUGGAGCUGAAGGGGCUGUAACUGGAACUCGUGUUCGGCAGAGUGUUCUCUAUUCAAACCACCCAAGGAGGCUGCGACGCAGACGUGAACCAGCACCGACCGAGGAGCGUCCUAGCAAGGUGAGCAGCGGUGAGCUUGGCAGGGCAGUUACAGAUUUGCCAACAUUUGAGGCGCUGUCAUUGGGUGACCCCCCGCUUUUGACCCUUCAAACAACUGAAGAGACCGAUGAUGAUGAUGCAUCUUCUCACCUUCGCAAGCCUGGAGAUCUCUAUACAAUCAGCCAGAAAGGUCUUACAAGAUCUAUGCUGUUGUCGCUCGGUGACUCACUUUUGACCACUGUAUCAGUGGAGGAGCUAUGUAGGACAGAUUCAGAUGUGGACUCGGAGGAUCUGCGCCGUGAGAUUAAGGAAUAUUUAGAUACGCAACCUAGCGACCUCCAGGAAGCUUUCGAUAGAGUUAGAGCUGUUGAGUAUGCCACUCUUACUGCCCUGGCUGUUGAACGGGGUACAGAGCCACCAUGGGACCCCUUCCUUGUUGAUCAGGAAAUACUAUCACUUCAGGCACCACAACAGGCUUCUGCCGUAACUGCUCAGGCACCAAGGAAACCAAGGUGUGAAGACGGAAAGGAUUGGAUGAGGGACGAGGUGAUGUUAUGUUUUGAGAAACACAUUGAGAAAAAUGCGUAUCUUAAGCCGCUUGAGUACAAGCUUGAUGAACUUUGUCACCAAUGCUUCAAUGCGGAGAGCUACAAUAAUGUUUUCCACCAUUAUAACUUCACAAUUAUGAUGAAGAUGCCUAAUUCAGUCGAUUGGACCGUGGAGUUGUACUUUGCCGAAGUGAAGGAGAUGUUUAGGAGAAAAUUCUAUUUCUGCUGUCCUUUGGAGCCCAAUGAAAAUGGUCAUUGUUAUGCAUGCAAGAGCAAAGGAGUGGAGGAUUUGAAGCACCCUACCACGGGUGGAUUUGUGGGCUCACCUAAUGCUCCUGAAUCCAAUUUCUGGUAUUCGGAUGAAGAUGAUGAUGAUGAAGAAGCUAGAAAUUAUUUAAUAGAUGAUGAUGAUGAAGCUGGAAAUUAUUUAAUCAGACUUUUUGAGGCAUAGUGUUAGGUUUGAUGGAUUCAACUUUUUCUGCUGAGGGACAGGUGGAGGGUAGUCAGACAGUUUCCUCCAUGGUGUUAGGUCUGACGUGACGGAUUCAAAUCUUAGAGUAGUUCUGGUUCUAGAAUCUGUGGAUGAUGAUUUGUUUAUGGGAGUACUUUUAUUUUGCGCAUGUGAUACUGAAAUCGUGUUAUUGUUAUUUGUAAUGUUCUUGUCAGGCACUUCCCUUUCUAUUGGAUCUUUGGUUAAGAUAGUGAGCACAAGAGCAGCCUUUGCAGCGUCUCUAGAGAAAUGUAUGAUUGAUGGACUUGAG
Messenger RNA from Phragmites australis (common reed), 1850 nucleotides. RefSeq lists its product as uncharacterized. The record is from RefSeq and is a predicted model, not a curated record. The transcript has 8 exons. NCBI's taxonomy places the organism in Eukaryota, Viridiplantae, Streptophyta, Magnoliopsida, Poales, Poaceae. Bases 329 to 1540 code for a protein of 403 amino acids.